Molecule: messenger RNA, 747 nt
Organism: Dromiciops gliroides (monito del monte)
Lineage: Eukaryota; Metazoa; Chordata; Mammalia; Microbiotheria; Microbiotheriidae
Product: serine/arginine repetitive matrix protein 1-like
Exons: 2
Coding region: 1-435 (144 amino acids)
Source: RefSeq, a predicted model, not a curated record
AUGCGCCAUAGGGGCCAGGGGCAGCCCUGGGGAUUCCGUUCCCAGAAGGCCCCGCGCGGGUCGCCGCUCCGCCGCCGCCGCCACCACCGCCGCCGCCGCCGCCGCCGCCGCCGCCCGGACGGGAGAGGGGCGGGGUCAGGCCCCCCACCCCACGGACCGCGACGAACCAACGGGAGGGGCCGCAGUGCGCAUGCGGACACGCGCCUGCACCUCCCUCCCCCCGAUCAAUCCCCCAGGGAACAAACCCGUCCCUCCUCCCCGCGGGGAUCUGAGCUAAUUCCCGGUCCACCAAUGACCUCUCCAGGCCCGCCCCAAGACCGAGCCCCGGCCAGCCAAGAAGAACGAAAGCGCUGGAACGCCCAGCACCUCCCCGAAGAGGCUGCACGGUACAGGCUGGGCCGGGAGUCCGAGGGCCUGAGUGCGAAUCCCUACUAGGCCACUUUGUCCACCCAGGCGACCUAGGGCCAGUCACACAACCUCUCCGAUCCUCCCUUUCCUGAUCCCUAAAAGGAGGGGGUUGGGCAGCUCUUAAUCCCCCGGUCCCCCAGGACCUCCCUCCGCCUGUCACCGACCCAGAGCGCACGGUCUCUGCGGGGAUGACAAGUUCAGCAAGAUCCUCGGCUGACCAUGAGCUUAUCCUCUUCCUAGACUGUAAACUCCAUGAGCAAAGGGACCGUGUCUUAUCUCCCCAAGAGCCUAGCAGUGCUUCGCACCCAGCAGGCAUCUAAUGUUAUAUUGAAUUAAAGC